Molecule: messenger RNA, 1805 nt
Organism: Erpetoichthys calabaricus (reedfish)
Lineage: Eukaryota; Metazoa; Chordata; Cladistia; Polypteriformes; Polypteridae
Product: tripartite motif-containing protein 16-like
Exons: 6
Coding region: 43-1722 (559 amino acids)
Molecular function (GO): protein binding; zinc ion binding
Source: RefSeq, a predicted model, not a curated record
GUUUGUCUGACUGAUUCUCUCUGCCUGCCACUCCUUUGACGGAUGAUGGCUGAAGCCCAGCUGUUUGUAUCACAGGACGAGUUCACAUGCUCAAUGUGCCUGGACACCCUGACUGACCCCGUCUCAAUCCCUUGUGGACACAGUUUCUGCCUGAAGUGCCUCACCAACUUCUGGGAUCAAAGCGAAGUGUGCAACUGUCCUCAGUGCAGACACAUCUUCACAACAAGGCCUGAACUGCACAGAAACACUGUGCUAGAUGUAGUCGUCAAAAAAAUAAAGAAGCCAAGAUUCAGUCCUCAUCUGUCUGAGGAUUAUGCUGCCCCUGGAAACAUGGAGUGUGACGCUUGUACUGGAAUGAAGUUCAGAGCAGUGAAGUCCUGUCUGACCUGCAUGAUCUCCUACUGUCAGACUCACUUGCAGCCUCACUUUGAAAUAGCAGCCUGGAAGGAUCACAAGCUGGUUGAUCCAGAUAGAAAUCUAAAGGAUAAAGUCUGUGCAAAACAUCAGAAGAGUCUGGAAAUAUUUUGUAAAACUGAUGAGACGUGUAUCUGCAUGAUGUGUGUGGUGACUGGACAUGAAGGCCAUGAAAAGGUCGAGCUGGAGACAGAAAGAAAAGAAAAACAGAAACAGCUGGGGUCAACACUAAGAAAAAUCAGGAGGAGACUUAUGAAGAGACAGAGGAAACUGAAGGAGACAAGGAGGGCAGUGGAGCAGAUGAAGAUAUCAGUAGAAAGAGAGGUGGAAGAAAAUGAGAAGAUCUUCACUGAUCUGAUCCACUGCAUUGAAGAUGCGCGGAAGAAAUUGGUUGAGAGGAUCAGAGAACAAGGAAAGAGGGAAACAGAGAAGGCUGAAGGAGUCGUGGAACAACUAGAGAAGGAGAUUGAGGAGCUGAAGAAGAGAGAUGCUGAGCUGAAGGAGCUUUCAGAGACCAAGGACCACAUCCACUUCCUGCAGACUUUCUCAUCUUCCUGUGUCCUUCCUGCUGAUGAAGACUCACCCAGCUUCACUGUCACUGCUGAUUUCUCUUCUGAGGACCUGAGAAAGGAGCUGUCAAAUCUAAAAAAUAAUCUGGAGAAGAUCAGCCAGUGGAACAUCAUGACAUUGACUCCAUUAGGUUGCAGAGCUCCAAUUUUCACACUACAGCCUCAUGAGCCUUGCAGCAGAAAGGAGUUUUUACAAUACUUCUGUCCACUAACACUGGACAUCAACACGGCCCACAGUGAACUUCGUCUAUCUGAAGAGAACAAGAAGGUGACACGUGAGGAAACAGAGACUGAAUAUCCUGAUCAUCCUGACAGAUUUGACUACUGUCCCCAAGUUCUGUGCAGAGAGGCUCUGACUGGAACUCGCUGCUACUGGGAGGUGGAAUGCAGUGGAGACAACAUGCUGAUAGGAGUCGCAUAUAAAGGACUGAGCAGGAAAGGAGAAGGUGACGAGUGCAGUCUUGGAUUCAAUGACAAGUCCUGGAGUUUGCAGUGUUUUUAUUCCCAGUACUUUGAUUAUCACAAUAGCCAACAGACUGUCAUCUGUGCCCCCUACAGCCCCAGAAUAGGGGUGUAUCUGGACUGGCCUGCUGGCUCUCUGUCAUUUUAUAGUGUCUCACACACAAUGACCCUCCUGCACAGGUUAAACACCUCAUUCACUGAGGCACUCUAUCCAGUGUUUUCUCUUGAUCCAGACUGCAGUGUAACAAUCUGCCAUCUGACACCAUGUGAACACUGACCAGUACCUUUCACUGGUCACCCAUAACCAGAGAAUUUCUUUGUGUUUGUAGUUUUGGGUCAAAAUGAAUUUUACAGGAUGGG